AUGCCGCGCGCUGAGGCAGGUAGUACCAAGGCUAUUGGAAAUAGGAUCAAGUCCAAGGGACUAGGAAGGUUGCGAUGGUACUGCCAGGCCUGCGAGAGGCAGAUGAGAGACGAAAAUGGAUUCAAGUGCCACACUCAAACAGAAGCGCACGUUCGACAGAUGAUGCUCAUCGGCGAAGAUCCGCGCAAACAUAUAGCAACCUACAGCCGAGAAUUCGAGAAGACAUUCAUAGAGCUCCUUCGGACCACCCACGGAACCAAGUCAAUUAAUGCGAACCACUUCUAUCAGCAAAUCGUCUCCGAUAAAGAACAUAUCCACAUGAACAGUACGCAAUGGAAGAGUUUGUCCCAGUUCGUCGCAUACCUCGGAAAAGAAGGAAAAUGCCGGGUAGAAGACACCGAAAAGGGCCUGUUCAUUGCAUGGAUCGAUAAUAGCCCGGAUACAUUACGUCGUCGCGAAGCGGUCUUAAAGAAAGAACGCCAAGAAAAGGGCGACGAAGAACGAGAACAGCGUCAGAUUCAGGAUCAGAUCAAGCGGGCUAGUGCGAUGGCCAAGCCAGAAGAAGAAGACCCAGAGGCAAAACUUUUGCAACGAAAGGAAGGUGAGAAGAUGAAGCUAGACUUUGGACUUGGUGCGAAGAAACCCACAGAUCCCAAGCCGGAUGCGAACCAAGCGAAGCCAGCUUCACCUUCAGAUAUGGCGUCUACGACUGCAGAGACACCUGUAUCCGAGACAACAGAUGCGCCGGUUGAAAACACCGAUUCUACUGUAGCUGCUGCCCCAGCGCCAGUCAAGCUUUCAAUGUCAAUGGGUACCCAGAAACCGAAGAAUGUGUUUGCUGCCGCUAAGAAGAACCCUUUGGCUGGGAAGAAGGGGUCUGUUUUUGCGGCUCCCAAGAAAAUGACCGAACAAGAACGAAUCAUGAAGGCUGAGAUGGAGGCCAUGGAGCGGAAGCGAUCUCGUCCGGAUUUAGGGUUUAUGAACAAGCGACCAAAGAUGGCUUAA
Molecule: messenger RNA, 1005 nt
Organism: Penicillium soppii
Lineage: Eukaryota; Fungi; Ascomycota; Eurotiomycetes; Eurotiales; Aspergillaceae
Product: putative C2H2 finger domain protein (Kin17)
Exons: 4
Coding region: 1-1005 (334 amino acids)
Biological process (GO): DNA damage response; DNA replication
Cellular component (GO): nucleus
Molecular function (GO): double-stranded DNA binding
Source: RefSeq, a predicted model, not a curated record